UUGGAUGUGUAAGACAUGUUCAGGGUUGGCUGCACAUCCCUGUGAAGCCCUGCCUUCUGAGAUGAGUUAUAGCCAUCUGCCGGAUUACAGCCUGUACGCAGCCAGUGAGGCUUUUAUUCUGUGUGAAUGAGGAAAACAUCGCGUCUGGCUGCCUGAAAGCUGUCACAUGGGGCCCAGGAGGGGGAAAAAUCGCUUCCUGAAAUGAUCCUCGUCAAUGACUGUGUAUUGUUUUGUGUUUUUUUUCCUCUCUGAGCAAACAUCGCAUCGUGUUUAAUUUCCCAUCCGGAUCUUUUUUGUGUGUGAGUGUGUGUCGGUGCCGAUGAUGAUCAGCAAAGUUAAAAACGCGAUGUCCACUCUGGUGGGAGGGAUGAUGCCGCACGGACACCACCACCACAACCAUCACUCAGGUGGCGGCCAGAGCUGCGGACCGGACAGCCUGCCGCCGCGCUUCCCCUACGGCCGGCCGGAUUUCUUGGACCUCACCCCGGAGCUCCUGCAGUACUCCACCGAGCACGCAUCACGGCCGGUGCUCACGUUAAAGAGAGACAGCAGGCUUCCCUGGAGGACGGGAUACGCAGAGGUGAUCAAUGCGGGGAAGAGCAUGCUGAACGAAGACCAGGCCUCUUGUGAAAAGCUGUUCGUGAAGAAGCCGAGCGGCAAACACCGCAACUCCACUUUGCAGGAGGACAACGGGGAUGGUACAGGAAUCCCUCUCCACUUCUGGGGCGUGUUUGAUGGACACGCAGGUUCUGGAGCCGCCAUCAUGGCCUCAAAGCUUCUCCACCGCCUCAUCAGAGACCGUCUGGGUGAAAUCUGCCACCUGCUGGAGAACCCCACCAGUGCACCUCCAAUCUGCCUGGCUAAGAACGGCAGCCCGUACCAGGCGGACACAAAGAAGGGGGCCGCACAGGAAUCAGAGGACCCCGAUGCUGUCACUGACUCGUCAGUACGCUUUCACAUGGAGAAAGUUGUCAGUCUGGAGGGCCUGGUGAUGGGAGUCAUAGAGACCGCCUUCUCACAGAUGGAUGACCUAAUUGAAAAGGAGAAAUCAUCGUAUGCCAUCUCUGGAGGCUGCUGUGCCUUAGCUGCCAUUCAUUUAAUGGGGAAACUCUACGUAGCCAAUGCUGGAGAUAGCAGGGCCAUAAUCAUACGAAAUAAUGAAGUUAUUCCCAUGACGAAUGAAUUCACACCUGAGUCCGAGAGACAGCGGCUACAGUACCUGGGCUUCCUGAGGCCGAACCUCCUGGGUAAUGAGUUCACUCACAUUGAGUUCCCUCGUAGGAUCCAGCACAGUGAGCUGGGGAAAAAGAUGCUCUACAGAGACCACACCAUGACUGGCUGGGCUUAUAAGACGAUUGUUGAAGAUGAUCUGAAGUUCCCCCUGAUAUAUGGAGAGGGUAAAAAGGCACGCGUCAUGGCGACAAUCGGAGUGACCCGUGGGCUGGGAGAUCAUGACCUGAAGGUGUACAACUCCAACAUUUACAUCAAGCCCUUCCUCUCGUGCGUGCCUGAGGUGAAGGUUUAUAACGUGGAUGAAAACAAACACGGCCCAGACGACGUCUUGGUCAUGGGCACAGAUGGAUUGUGGGAUGUAACGACGGACAGGGAAGUGGCAGAUGCUGUGUCAGCUUACUUAUCCUGCUGUGACCCCUCUGAUCCCAUGAGGUACACUCUGGCAGCCCAGGACCUGCUGAUGAGGUCACGAGGCGUCCUGAAAGAGCGCGGUUGGCGGUUACCCAACGAAAGACUGGGCUCAGGCGAUGACAUCACAGUGUUUGUCAUCCCACUGGCGGGGCACGAGUCAGAGACAUGACAAGGUGUCGCAGCGACCGCUAUGACAGGGAUGACGCUUCAGGGUCCCUCCCAGGGCCCCUCCCUCCCAGCUCCUUAAACCCUGAACUGACGGAGCAGCGGGAGAAGAAAACACCUUUGUCAUAGAGAGGACUCGGGUCUGAGCAGCACCUUCAUCACCCCCAGACCGGACCCGGCCCCAGCCGCUUUACUUCAACCCAGCCCAGGAUCCCAUAUCGUUUGGUUGGUUUCCAGUCAUGUAACAAAAGAUUUCCAGUGACAUUAUAAAAGAACUCUUCCUCCCAGACCUGCUGUUUGUGACGGUUGCCAGUGAGAAUUAAACCCUUGUAGAGUUUUUGUUUCCUGUUUAUGUUCGAGACCGCUGGACCGCUACUCAAUCCUUUAAACGGAUUGUUCAUUUUCAUGUCAUGCCCUGAAUGUGACUCUUUUGUAAAAAAAGAAAAGAAAAGAAAAGCCUCUCGCAGUUUCACAAUCAUGUUUUAAAGAGGAUUGCAGUAAAGAAUGUGAGGAAACCAAAGAUGCCGUCAUGGCAUUAGGAUGGAAAUCUGUAAAAAAAAAAAAAAAAAAUCAAUACAUAAAAGAUAAACAACAAAACAAAAACAUUAGAUUCAUGUCUGUACAUUAAAGAAGCAUGUCGGAAGUAAAAUCAGAGGAAUGGACCUUUUUCAGCACACAGAACCAGUUGUAUUGAUUUACUUCCUGUGUUAACGAUGAACGAAUGACGUUCGGCACUUGAAGACUGUUGCACAUGCUCUGUGGUAGCCUGUUGAUUUGUGAUAUGUUUUCGUUGAAUGUGCUCAUAGAUUGUUUUAUUUUUGUCAUUAUAAUAAAGAGAACAGAGCGUUACACUCAUGUUCAGUAAAAAACAUAAAGGUAAAGCUUCAUUUGUUUAAUUUAAGUACAUUUUUAUUUUUGAACUCUCAGAGGAGAGUAGAUGUCUCGGUAUAGUAAGAUGUGAUAAACUUCACACAUAUGCCUUACGAAGAGAUGGAGUGUUUUUCUUCAGAUGCACUAAAUUUGAUCCUUUUACAAGAACAUUUUAUGCCCUUAAAUGUACCACCAUACCUCUUUUGUACCAUUUUUUUGUUAUGUCAUGUUGUAAUUUGGAGUAUCAUAUAUAUUUUUAAAGACAACUUUGGUUGUAAAGCAGCAUCAGAAGUCUUAUUUUUUAUGUUUCUA
Messenger RNA from Epinephelus moara (kelp grouper), 2991 nucleotides. It is a transcript of the gene ppm1j, whose product is annotated as protein phosphatase, Mg2+/Mn2+ dependent, 1J. Bases 320 to 1813 code for a protein of 497 amino acids. NCBI's taxonomy places the organism in Eukaryota, Metazoa, Chordata, Actinopteri, Perciformes, Serranidae. Gene Ontology annotation, molecular function: protein serine/threonine phosphatase activity. The transcript has 10 exons. Gene Ontology annotation, biological process: protein dephosphorylation. The record is from RefSeq and is a predicted model, not a curated record.